Messenger RNA from Diachasma alloeum, 1788 nucleotides. RefSeq lists its product as uncharacterized. Bases 1 to 1788 code for a protein of 595 amino acids. The transcript has a single exon. The record is from RefSeq and is a predicted model, not a curated record. Lineage: Eukaryota; Metazoa; Arthropoda; Insecta; Hymenoptera; Braconidae.
AUGACCAACUCUAAUUCUUCAACAAAUCACGUGGUCACAGCAACGGUGAAUUCACGAUUGAAUGGAUACGCCAGGACACUCAACUUUUUAACCGUUCCAAAAAUUGGCAAUUUAUUUCCCAUGCAGCUAAUCAAUCGGAACAAUCUCAACAUUCCGAAACAUUUGCAGUUGGCAGAUCCAGCCUUCGAUCAACCCGCACCUGUUGACAUCCUCUUAAGUGUUGGUACGACACUGGCCUCCAUUUGUCAAGGUCAGAUUCAACUGAAUGACCCCGGUGAUCCAGACAUGAUUCUUCAAGAGACCCGUUUUGGUUGGAUCAUUGGAGGAAGCGCGCUGUCAAUGAAACCACCCUCCAGAAAACACCCAGUCCAAUCUUACACUAUUUCUGUUGAGACUGAAUUAAAAAAUUUCUGGACAAUGGAUGACAUCAACACCUCAAUGCAUUUAUCGAAGGAAGAACAAGCCUGUGAAGAUCAUUUUAAAAAGCACACCACUCGUGAUGCAAUGGGGAGAUAUGUAGUCGCUCUACCAUUUAAUGGAAAAGAAACUCAAUUGAGAAAUUCUCGUGAAAUUGCAAAGAAACGUUUUAAAUCUUUGACAAAGAAAUUUCAACGCAACCCAGAGUUGGAGAAACAAUACUCUGCAGGCAUGCAAGAAUACACCGACCUGGGCCACAUGUCAGAAGCACCAAAGAAUACCCAAGAAGAGAAAGGUUUCUACCUGCCUCAUGACGCCGUCAUGAAGGAAACGAGCCUCACUACAAAGAUACGAGUCGUAUUCGAUGGAUCAGCCAAAGGGGAGAAUUUUUUAUCCCUCAAUGACACACUCAUGGUUGGGCCCACAAUACAAGAAGACAUUUUUUCUCUGCUCACUCGCUUUCGCACGCAUCAGUAUGUAAUCACCGCUGAUAUUGAGAAAAUGUAUCGGCAAUUCUGGAUUCGUGAAGAGGAUCGACCGUACAAACUGAUUUGGUGGAAGGAUAAAGAUGGAAAUGAGAAAGUUUUUCAUUUAAAUACAGUCACCUUUGGUCUUUCCGCAGCUCCAUACUUAGCCAUCCGUUGUGUUCAUCAAUUGGCCGAUGAUGAAAGUCACGAAUUUCCACACGCUUCGAAAAUUCUCAAACGCGAUUCAUACGUUGAUGAUUUACUCUCAGGGGCUGACACUUUCGAGGAGGCACUGCAGCUGCGAGAUGACAUCACCGCCUUACUCCAGAAGGGACAAUUAAAUUUACGACAAUGGGCGUCAAAUGAUCUACGUCUUCUACAGGGUUUACCAGAAGAGAGCGUAAAUUUAAAAUUGAAUAUGUCCCAAGACUCAACCAUCAAAACAUUGGGCCUUCACUGGGAUUCAUCGCGUGAUGCCAUUGUCUAUACCAUCAAACCAAUUCCACUCACUGGAAAAAUCACGAAACGAACGAUGCUAGCAGAAGUUUCUAAAAUUUUCGAUCCUCUUGGAUUCCUUGGUCCUGUUAUCGUCAAGGGGAGGAUGAUUUUGCAUCGUUUGUGGAUUGAAAAAUUGGGUUGGGACGACGCCAUUCCUCUCAGCAUUCUCACGGAGUGGAGAAAUUACGCCAAUCAACUGACUGAAUUAAAUGAUUUAGCCUUCGAUCGGAAAGUGAUCAUUUCUGAAGCUAGGGAAAUUCAAAUGCAUGGAUUUUGCGACGCUAGCCAGAAGGGGUAUGGAGCGUGCAUUUAUUUACGCUCAACUGAUGUUCAUGGAACCACGCUAACACAACUCCUCUGCGCCAAGUAUCGCGUCGCGCCCAUCAGUCCCCCUACGCUACCAUGA